Messenger RNA from Coniophora puteana RWD-64-598 SS2, 2793 nucleotides. RefSeq names its product ARM repeat-containing protein. Bases 1 to 2793 code for a protein of 930 amino acids. NCBI's taxonomy places the organism in Eukaryota, Fungi, Basidiomycota, Agaricomycetes, Boletales, Coniophoraceae. The transcript has 17 exons. Gene Ontology annotation, cellular component: nucleus; cytoplasm. Gene Ontology annotation, biological process: protein import into nucleus. The record is from RefSeq and is a predicted model, not a curated record. Gene Ontology annotation, molecular function: nuclear import signal receptor activity.
AUGGAGUCCUCAGUCGUGCCGCCCGAGAUAACAGCAGAGCUCACUCAGAUUCUCGCAAAUCUCGUACUCGGCGAUAACAACAUACGCGCCAGCGCAGAAAAAGCCGUCAAUGAUCGCCUCGCCCAGACACCCGAUCUCUAUCUCCUCGCCCUCGCCCAGUUCGCGAUCGCGGCAGAUACAGAGAUCAUGCGCUCCUUCUCCCUCGUCCUCCUCCGCCGUCUGCUCUUCCGUCCCUCCGCCGCACAGCAACAGCAACCACACCAACUCCCACCGAAAGAUCCGCGCAUGACGCUGUACGACCAGCUCCCCGUCCAGGCCCUCACGACCCUCGAGCGCCUCCUCCUCCACUCCCUCUCGCACGAGGCAUCCGACUCUGUGCGCCGCAAGGCCGUCGACACCGUCACCGACCUCGCGAACAACGCCAUGGCCCGCGGAAGGCCGUGGCACGCGCUGCAGGCCCAGACGUUCAGCAUGGCCCAGGCGGACAGGGCCGGGUACCGGGAGUGCGCGUACAGGGUGUUUGGCGGGUGUCCGAAUCUCGUCAUGGAUCUCCAGACGGACGCGGUGCUGAGUGUCUUCCAGAAGGGCCUGCAGGACGGAGAGAGCACCGAGGUCCGCCACGCCGCCCUCGAAGCGUGCGUCUCCUACCUCUCCGCGAGCGACGCCCACCAGCUCUCGCAGUCGCUCUCCCUUUUGUAUCCGAUGCUCGACACCCUCCCCGCGCUCCCGGACGCGCAGCUCAAGCUCUUCCUCAACACCCUCAUCCCGCUCGCGUCGUCCCACCCGAGCCUCUUCGCGCCGCACCUCCCGAAUCUGCUCGCGUACAUGCGCGCGCUCAUCAUGCCCGCCGUCGACUCGGGCCCGACGCCCACUGUCAGCAAGCCGUUUCCCGGCAGCGCGCGGCGCAGGGGAAGCGCGUUCACGUUCCCGCCCGAGGGCCACGUUUCCUCGCCGGACGAGGGCGACGAGGACGAGGAGGACAAGGACGCGGUGCGCAAGGCCGCGCUGGAGCUCAUGGUUUCUCUCAGCGAGGCCAAGCCCGCGAUGGUCCGCCGCACGGACGGGUGGACGCUCGCGCUCGUGCGCGCGUGUCUCGAGGGCAUGGGCGAGCUGCCAGAGGACGGGACGGAGGCGUGGCUCGAGGCCGAUCCAGCAGACGAGACGGACGAGGCGUACCCGCACGCGUACGAGCAGGCGCUCGACCGGCUCGCGUGCGCGCUCGGCGGGAAAGCGGUUCUCCCGCCCGCGUUCCAGUACAUACCGUCCAUGCUCGCGGACUACGACUGGCGCCUGCGGCACGCGGGGCUCAUGGCGAUCGCGGCGAUUGCGGAGGGGACAAGUAAGGUCAUGCAAAACGAGCUGGGCAAGGUCGUCGAGCUCGUGACGCCGAUGUUCAAGGACGCGCACCCGCGCGUGCGGUAUGCGGCGUGCCAGUGCGUUGGACAGCUAUGCACGGAUCUCGAGGAGAUCAUACAAGAACGGUACCACGAGCAGCUCUUCAGCGCGCUCAUACCCACGCUCGAGGCGCCUGAACCGCGAGUACACGCACACGCCGCGGCGGCGCUGAUCAACUUCUGCGAGGGCGUCGCGCACGACACGCUCGUGCCGUAUCUGGACCCGAUCGUCGAGCGCCUGCUGAAGCUGCUCGAUCCGCACGGCGAGCAGGGGCAGCGCGUGAAGCGCUAUGUGCAGGAGCAGGUCAUCACGUCGCUUGCGAUGGUCGCGGACGCGAGCGAGGCGACGUUUGCUAAGCAUUAUGCGUCGAUUAUGCCGCUGUUGUUGAAUGUGCUGCGGAACGCGAAUUCGCCGGAGUAUCAUAAGAUACGUGUCAAGGCGAUGGAGUGUGCUGGGCUUAUAGCGAUCGCCGUCGGACGUGACGUUUUCCGGCCGGACGCGAGCACGCUCAUCGAGCUGCUUAUCAAGAUACAAGGCGGACCGCACGACCCGAACGAUACGCUGCUCGCCAACUACCUGAUUGCGACGUGGGCAAAGAUAUGCCAGGCGAUGGGACCCGACUUUGAGCCAUAUCUACCCGUCGUUAUGCCGCCGCUGCUGAACGCCGCGAACGCAAAAGCGGACGUGUCGGUGUACGCAGAUGAAGACGAUGAGAACGGGUACGAAGAGCGCGAGGGGUGGGAGACGAUCAACAUGGACGGGCGCAUCGUCGGCAUCCGGACGUCGACGAUCGAGGAGAAGUGUCAGGCGUUCGAGACGCUGCUCAUCUACGCGGCGACGCUCGACGGUCGCUUUGCGCCCUACCUCACGCAGGCGCUCGAGCUCGCGCUCCCGGCGCUGCGGUUUUACUUCCACGAAGGCGUCAGAGAGGCCGCGUGUCGACUCAUCCCGACGCUCUUCUCGUGCGGCAAACACUCGUCGACGCUCUCCCCGCAGAUCGUCAGCGCGUCCUUCCUCGCGCUCGUCAAGUGCAUCGCGACCGAAACCGACCCCUCGUUCCUCGCCUCGCUCUACCGCGCGUUCAUCGACGCGCUCCUCGUCAUCGGCGGCGCCCGCGCGCUCCCGCCCGAGCUGCAGCACGGCGUGCUCGACGCGACGAAGCACCAGCUGCAGGCGCUCGCGGAUCGGCGCAAGGGCCGCGCGGAGCGCGCGCCGCACGAGCUCGAGGACGAUAGGCAGGAGCUCGCGCUCAUUGAGGAGAUGGAGGACUAUGCGCUCGAGGACGUUGCGCGGCUGCUCCGCAUGUUCGAUGCGCAGCAUCCGCUGCUGGUUGCUGUGUCGAGCGUGCGGGAUCUUGGGUUUAAUCAGUUUGAUGAGGACGCGGAUGAGGAUGGAUGA